Molecule: messenger RNA, 12375 nt
Organism: Amphiprion ocellaris (clown anemonefish)
Lineage: Eukaryota; Metazoa; Chordata; Actinopteri; Pomacentridae
Gene: lama2
Product: laminin, alpha 2
Exons: 74
Coding region: 98-9862 (3254 amino acids)
Biological process (GO): regulation of cell migration; axon guidance; cell adhesion
Cellular component (GO): basement membrane
Molecular function (GO): signaling receptor binding; extracellular matrix structural constituent
Source: RefSeq, a predicted model, not a curated record
GAUGAACUUCUGUGAAACUUUUCUCUGACAUUCAGCUGAGCCGCGCGAGGACACGGCGGAGAGGGCACCGCGCGCACAUCAGAGCCGACAGGACGACAUGAAGCGACUGGUGUUUAUCACCGCGUUGCUAUGGCAAUGCUGCCACGGCCAGCAGAGAGGACUGUUCCCAGCAGUACUGAAUCUGGCGACUAUGGCAGAUAUAACAGCUAACGCUACCUGCGGUUCAGCGGGACCAGAGAUGUUCUGUAAGCUGGUUGAACAUGUACCAGGUCAGCCAGUGAGAAACCCACAGUGUCGAACCUGCGACCAAAGGAGUCCAAAACCAUUUGAGCGUCACCCCAUUGAAUACGCCAUAGACGGAACCAACCGUUGGUGGCAAAGUCCGUCUAUCAAGAAUGGAAUGGAGUACCACUAUGUGACGAUCACACUGGACUUAAAACAGGUUUUCCAGAUUGCUUAUGUCAUCAUAAAGGCAGCCAAUUCACCUCGCCCAGGUAAUUGGAUCUUGGAGCGUUCAAUAGACGGUGUGACUUUUGAACCCUGGCAAUACUAUGCUAUAACAGACACUGAGUGCCUGACAAGGUUCAAUAUAAAUCCAAGGACGGGACCUCCAUCCUACACCAGAGAUGAUGAAGUUAUUUGCACAUCCUUUUACUCAAAGAUUCACCCGCUGGAGAAUGGAGAGAUCCAUACAUCUCUCAUCAAUGGUCGACCGAGUGCAGAUGACCCGUCCCCGACCCUGCUGAACUUCACCUCUGCCCGCUACAUCAGGCUAAUGUUGCAGCGAAUCAGAACACUGAAUGCUGACCUCAUGACUCUGACUCUCCACGACCCCAAAGAUAUUGAUCCCAUUGUGACAAGACGGUACUACUAUUCCAUUAAGGACAUCUCAGUUGGAGGGAUGUGUAUCUGUUACGGCCAUGCCAAAGCCUGUCCACUCAACAGUGUUACCAAGAAGUUCAGCUGUGAAUGUGAACACAACACAUGUGGGGAGAGCUGUGAUCGUUGUUGCCCAGGUUACCACCAGCAGCCCUGGAUGGCAGGAACCUUCCUCACUCGACAUGUCUGCGAGAAGUGUAACUGCCAUGGUAAGGCAGAGGAAUGCUACUUUAAUCAGACUGUGGCAGAUCUUUCACUCAGCCUGGACAUCCACGGUCAAUACAGAGGUGGGGGCGUUUGUAUAGGCUGCCGUGACAACACAGCUGGCAUCAACUGUCAGAGCUGUGUUUCUGGAUACUAUAGAUCCACUGAGGUGAGUGCUGAGGAGCAGGACCCCUGUACCCCCUGCUCAUGUGACCCACAUGGUUCUGUCAGCCAAACAUGUGUCACAGAUUCCAGCCAAGCUACGACCAGCCAGCCAGCAGGGUCAUGCUGGUGUAAGGAGGGUUUUGGGGGUCUGCGAUGUGACAGGUGUGCUGUCGGUUAUAUGGGCUAUCCAUCCUGUCAACGCUGUAACUGCAGCCUGGAAGGAAGCACCAAUGCUGACCCAUGUAUAACACCCUGCAUGUGCAAGGAAAAUACUGAGGGAGAGAAUUGUGACCAUUGUAAACUUGGAUUCUACAAUCUACAAGCUGACAACCUACGUGGCUGUGAGAAGUGCUCCUGUAUGGGCCUUGCUAGUCAGUGCUCUGCCUCCACAUGGACCUAUCAGAAUGAGAGCACCCUGACAGGCUGGCACCUGGUUGGAGACACAGGAGGGAGGGUGUGGUCUGUUCACAGACAGACGCCUCCAUACCUGAGCGUCCGACAUUUAGACGUUGUGAACGAUCUUGGCUCCGCCUACUACUGGAACGCACCUGGACAGUACCUGGGAAAUAAGCUUGCAGCCUAUGGAGGGAGUGUGGUCUUCACUGUGUCUUAUACUACAGAUCAACAAGAGCAAAUGGCCAUUAGAGUCACCUCAGAACCUGACCUAAUCAUAGAGGGAGGCGGGAUCAAGAUUAUUGACAAAAGGUUUGGCCAACCGGUGUACCCUUCCUCACCCAGUACCAACCACAUCGUUCUUCUACCAGAGAACUUCCUGGUUGCAGAGACAGCGCAGCCAAUUAGUCGGAGAGAUUUCUUGUCUGUGUUGGCCAAUGUGAACAGAGUGACAGUCCGGGCCUCUUAUAGCACAGAAAUCAGUGCUGUUUACAGACUCCACCUAUUCUCAAUGCAGGUAGCAAAUCCCUCUGCCAGAGGAGAGAGGAGAGCAUCAGCUGUGGAAAUGUGUUCUUGUCCUCCUGGAUAUGCUGGAACUUCCUGUGAGGCCUGUAUUCCAGGUUUCCGGAGGGUUAAUGGGAAUCUGUAUAAUGGUGUGUGUGAACCUUGUCGUUGCCAUGGACACACCACACAAUGCCACGAAGUCACAGGACAUUGCCUGGACUGUAUUCACAACACAGCUGGCCCCCACUGUGACACCUGUCUACCUGGUUACUAUGGCAAUGCCACCCAUGGAUCACCUGAAGACUGUCAGCCCUGUGCUUGCCCGCUCAAUCUUCCUAGCAACAACUUCAGUCCCACCUGCCGCUUAGGUGAAGAAGGAGAGCUGCUGUGUGACCGCUGUCAGCCCGGCUACACAGGACUUCGUUGCGACAGAUGUUCCAAUGGAUACUACGGCCAGCCCACUGUACCAGGAGGUUCCUGCCAGCCCUGCGAUUGCCAUGACAACCUGGACCUAUCCGUACCUGGCAGCUGCGAUCCAAUCACAGGCCAGUGUCUGCGGUGUCGCCAGGGUUAUGGCGGCCUGGCUUGUAACAGCUGUGCUGAAGGUUACUACGGCGACGCCAUCACAGCAAAGAGCUGCCAACCCUGCCAGUGCCAUACUAAUGGCUCUGUAUCUGAGGUGUGUAACAAGGAGACUGGGCAAUGCCAUUGCAGAGAAAAUGUGGUUGGACGACAGUGUGACGAGUGUAUGCCUAACUGCUGGUGGGAUGCUGAGCGUCAGGAGUGUAUGCCCUGUCGCUGCAGCCCUCACGGAUCCAUUUCUCAGCGCUGUGAUAUUGAGGGCCGCUGCAUCUGUCGCCCCGGCUUUGUGGGCCGACGCUGUGACCUGCGUCGCCAAAGUUAUGAAAGGCGGGAAACACGGCGGCCUGUGGAGCGCGUUCCCAUAGAAGCUGUGCAGCAAAGAUGGGGGGGCACUUCCCGCACGGGGGGGUGUCCCAGGGGCGCAUACAGGCCUAAGACGGGGCCUCAGACUCAUGGCGUCACUACAGGCGGAGUGUGUGUCCCAUGUCACUGCAACUCUUUUGGUUCCAAAUCCUUUGACUGUGAUGAAACCGGUCAGUGUCGGUGUCAGCCAGGCGUCACCGGGCCCAAAUGUGACCGCUGUUCACGAGGAUUCUUCAAUUUCCAGGAGGGCGGCUGCACACCCUGUCAGUGCAGCCAUGUGGGGAACAACUGUGAUGCUAACACUGGACAGUGUAUCUGUCCCCCAAACACUAUUGGUGAGAGGUGUGACCGCUGCGCUCCCAACCACUGGGGCCAUGACAUCAUAACUGGAUGCAAGGAGUGUGGCUGCAGUGUGAUCGGCUCAGUGACCCAGCAGUGCAACGUGAACACUGGCUGCUGCUUCUGUCGUGAUUCCUUCAGAGGAGAAAAAUGCAAUGAAUGUCAGAUUGGAUACAGAGACUUCCCUCAGUGCACCCAGUGCAAGUGCAGCAUCUCAGGAUCGGACAGCCAGACCUGUGACCUGGAGAGAGGAGUGUGUGGCUGUGCAGACCGAACAGGAAAAUGUAGCUGCAAGGUAAAUGUGGAGGGAGACAACUGCGAUCGCUGUAAGCCAGACAUGUUUGGGUUAUCUGUACAAAAUCCACUGGGCUGCAGCAAGUGUUACUGUUAUGGACUGACACCCUCCUGCACAGAGGCACAAGGACUUAUCAGGAUGUGGUUAACACUGAAGCCAGAGCAGACGGUACUCCCCCUAGUGGAUAAAUCCUGCGCUGUGGAGACCAGGAGAGGAGUUAGCUUCCAGCACCCUGAGAUCCUGGCUCAUGCAGAAGUUGUCACCUCAACUCUCCCUGAACCAUACUACUGGAAACUGCCGGAGCAGUUCAGAGGCUCCAUGAUCACAGCAUAUGGUGGGAAGUUGAAAUAUGCAGUGUACUAUGAGUCCAGAGAUGAAACUGGUCCUUCCUCCUACGAGCCUCAGGUCAUUGUUAAGGGGGGUCCUAACCACAACAUCGUGAUGACGCGCCACAUACCAGGACUCCAGAUUGGUCAGCUCACCCGCCAUGAGAUUGACAUGACAGAGCAUGAAUGGAAGCAUGCAGAUGGCCGGUCGAUGACUCGAGAGGACUUCAUGGAAGUUUUGUUCUAUGUGGACUACAUCUUAAUUAAGGCAUCACACGGCAACUUGAUGAGACACAGCCGUAUUUCAGAAAUCAGUCUAACAGUGGCUGAGGAAGGCAGACCAACCAAAGAAAGUGAGAAAGCCCAUCAGAUAGAAAAGUGUGACUGUCCUGCUGGAUACUCUGGACUGUCUUGUGAGGAGUGUGCUGCAGGUUUUUACCGUCUUCGCACCGGUUCCCUGACAUCUGUUCCAGCAUCCAGAGUGCCCACCGCUGCCGGCAUGGGCAGCUGUGUUCAGUGCCAGUGCAGUGGGCACUCCUCCACUUGUGACCCUGAGACAUCCAUAUGCCAGAACUGUCAAGACAACACAGAGGGUGAUCGGUGUGAACGCUGUGCUCCUGGUUUCUACGGUGUGGUCCGAGGUUCUCCUGACGACUGUAAACCCUGUGCCUGCCCCCUGAGCAACCCCGAGAAUAAUUUCAGUCCGACCUGUGUAGCAGAGGGUUUUGAUGACUACCGUUGUACCGCUUGUCCUGAGGGAUAUGAGGGCAAAUACUGUGAAAGGUGUGCCACUGGUUACCAUGGUAACCCGAGGAUGCCAGGCGGCCGCUGUGAGGAAUGUAAGUGUUCCCUGUGGGGAGCGCUGCCCGGACCGUGUGACCCUGUCACGGGACAGUGCCGUUGCAGGGUCGGGACAUCAGGGCUGUCUUGUGACCAGUGCAUGGAAAGGCAUGUGUGUGGACCAUCUGGGAUCAUCUCCUGUGAUGACGAGUGCUCGGGUUUGCUGAUCAGUGAUAUGAACCGCCUGUAUCGGAUUAUCACUGAUGUCACUCUGACCACGCCCCUCCCACCACCUUAUAAAGUGUUGUACCGCUUUGAGAACAUGACAGAGGAACUCAAGCACAUGCUGUCGCCUCAAAAAGCUCCAGAGAGAUUACUGCAACUGGCUGAUUCCAACCUAGGAUCACUGGUUGUCGAGAUGGACCAACUACACAGCAGGGCCACUAAGGUGUCUGCUGAUGGAGAACAGGUUGAGGAUGAUGCUGACAGGAUUCAUAAACGAGCUGAGGACCUGGAGCAGUUCAUCAGGGAUACGCUGCUGGGAGCUAAAGACCUCCAAUCUAAGGCUGCCGAGCUGAACCAGACGCUCUCGCGGAGAGAUGGAACUCCAGACAAAAGCCUGAGCGAGAUGAAGGAGGAGAUCCAGGCCAUGCUAGCUGAGAUGAGAAAACGGCAGCUGGGAGGGAAGAAAGGCAUUGCAGAGGAGGAGAAGGAUCUAGCAGAGGAGCUCUAUCAGAAAGUCAAAAGAAUGUUUGGUGACCCCCAUCAAGCCACAGAAGACCUAAAAGCAGAGAUAAAAGAGAAGCUCUCAGACCAUGAGAAAAAGCUCCAGGAGGCCCAGGAUCUGCUCAACUCUGCCCAGGGACAGACAAGGCAGGCUGGCUCACUGGCUGAACAAAACCAAGCUAACCUUACAGCACUGGAGAGGAAGCGGUCUGCCGUCAGUGGGGUGAAGGAGGAAGCACAGAAAGUACUUGGAGAAGGAGAGCGCCUACUGGAGGAAGCAAACCAACUUUCUGACAACAUCAACAAGGAGUUAGAGGACUUGGAGGAGAUGGAGAGAGAGCUUGGUCCUCUUCAUAACCAGCUGGAUGAUAAAGUCACUCAUCUCACCAAUGGUCUGAGUGAUGGCAGCCUGGCUAAUCAUGUGCACGAUGCAGAGGAGCAUGCCAAACAGCUGAACGAAUCUGCAGCCAUUUUAGAUGGCAUUUUGGCUGAAGCUAAAAACCUCUCCUUCAAUGCAACAGCUGCUUUCAAUGCCUACAGUAACAUUAAAGCAAAUGUUGAUGCAGCAGAGAAAGAGGCAAAGGCAGCCAAACAGAGGGCAAGCGAGGCACUGGCACUGGCUUUAGGUCCAGACGUUCCAAUAAAGGAAGCAGCUCAAGGUGCUCUUCAGAAGAGUGAUGUGCUACUGAACGAGGCUAAACAACUUCAAAAUGAUGUUAAAGAGAAUGCAGAUAGUGUGGCCGGGCUGAAGGGCAGAGUUAAAGCAGCGAGAGACAAAAGCAAAGACCUGCUCAAAGCUGUCAACGGAACCAUGGCAACACUCAGCGCCAUCCCCAAUGAUACAGCGGCUAAGCUUGCAGCUACAAAGGCUGUAGCAGCUGAUGCUAAUGCCACAGCCAUAGACGUCCUGGAGCGCCUUGGAGAUUUGAACCUGCGACUUGAUGGCCUUCAGCGCAACUACAGUGAGCUGGAGGACACUGUCAACGCUGCCAAUCAGAUGAUCCAGGACCCGGAAAAAAACAUCCACGCUGCAGGAGCUAAAGUGAAGGAUUUAGAGGAUGAGGCUGACAGGCUGUUGGAGAAGCUGCAGCCUAUUAAAAAGCUGCAGGACAAUUUGAGGCGCAACAUUUCACAAAUCAAGGAACUGAUCAACCAGGCCAGGAAACAAGCUAAUUCAAUCAAAGUAUCAGUGUCAUCAGGUGGUGAAUGUCUCCGUAGUUACCGCCCUGACAUCAGAAAAGGGAGAUAUAAUACCAUCAUCCUUCAUGUUAAAACCACAGCACCUGACAACCUGCUCUUCUACCUGGGAUCAGCCAAAUAUGUUGAUUUCUUGGCCUUGGAGAUGCGUAAGGGGAAGGUGAAUUUCCUCUGGGAUGUGGGCUCAGGUGUGGGGAGGGUUGAAUAUCCCCAUCACACCAUCCAUGAUGGGAACUGGCACAGGAUAGAGGCGUCUCGCAAUGGGUUGAAUGGUACCAUAUCAGUGUAUCCUCUGGAAGGAUCUAUGGCUGGUAUGAUGCCGACGCCAGCCAGUGCCAACUCGCCCACGGCGUACACCAUCCUGGACGUUGACCAGAACGCCUACCUGUUUGUAGGAGGAAUAUUCACCACUGUGAAGAAAGCAGAUGCAGUAAGAGCAACAACAUUCACAGGCUGUAUGGGAGAGACUUUCUUGGAUGGUAAACCUAUUGGACUGUGGAACUACAGAGACAGACAAGGAGACUGUAAAGGUUGUGUUGUCAGUCCCCAGCGUUCAGAUGGUGAGGGGACAGUCCAGCUGGAUGGUGAAGGCUACGCAGCAGUAGGACGACCCACAAGGUGGAAUCCAAAUGUUUCCACCAUUACCUUCAAGUUCCGUACUUUCUCCUCUGAUGCACUGCUCAUGUAUCUGGCUACUGAAGACAUGAAAGACUUCAUGUCCCUGGAGCUGUCAGAGGGUAAGGUGAAGGUGAGCUUUGACCUCGGCUCAGGAGCUAGCAGUGCCAUAUCACCUAACCGCCACAACGAUGGACGCUGGAAAUCUCUCACUGUGUCAAGGAACAAGAAACAAGCUACGGUGACAGUAGUAGACAUCGACAGCAGUGCUGAGGAAAAGAUUGUGACCACAUCUCAGGGUUCAGCUACUGGUCUGAACCUGAAAGAAAACCAAAAAAUCUAUUUUGGAGGGCUGCCAACGAUUGGAAACUACAGCAUGACAGCCAGGUCAGAGGUCACGCUGAAGAGAUAUGCAGGCUGUCUUCGCGAUAUUGAAAUCUCCAGAACUCCGUAUAAUCUCCUGAGCAGCUCAGAUUAUACCGGAGUCACAAAAGGUUGUUAUGUAGAGAAUCUGUACACGGUCAGUUUUUCUAAGCCAGGAUACAUGGAACUGGGAGGCCUGUCACUGGCUGUCGGCACUGAGAUCAGCCUGUCCUUCAGCACCCUAGCAGACACUGGGACCAUACUUUUGGCAGUAGGUGGAGCUUCACCCAUCAGCCAGCAGACCCGCAACACAAACAUGUUCAGCUCCAAGAGGAGACGAAGACAGUCAGGAGAGCCGUACCUCUCAGUCAUGCUGAACAAAGGCUCUCUGGAGGUCUUGGUGUUUACUGGCAGCCACAGUCCACGUCGUGUCAUCAGACGACCUGAUCAAGGCACACUGAAUGAUGGCAGAGAGCACUCAUUGCGCAUAGAGAGGCUGCCUGGCAGAUUCUUUGCAGUUCAGGUGGAUGAGGAGGCCAAGAGAGAGGCAGCACUUCCCAAUGACCAGCCAAUGAGCUUGCAGCGUGUCUUCCUCGGUGGUAUUCCUGCAGAAGUGGAGCAAACAUCCAACAGAGUCAAUGUGCCAUUUGAGGGAUGUAUAUGGAACCUCAUGGUCAAUGCUAUUCUAUCAGAUUUCUCCCAGCCUGUUUCCUUUGAGAACGCUGAAAUCGGCCGGUGCCCGUACCUAGCCCCACCACCACCACCACCUCUUCUACCAGAAGAGGAGGAGCCUGAGAAGGAGAAUUUAAAGCCUCCACUGACCGCAGCUCCCAUCACACCACCUCCAAGUCCUCCUGCUGAGACCACACAGCCUGCUCCACCCGCUGUCACACCUACCACACCCGCUGCUGUAGCACCACCCACUGCUAAGCAGGAUCCCACUGCAGACCUGGAUUCAUGUGCUUCAGCUGUGGCCCCGACAGCGCUGGAGAAGGCAUAUCAGUUUGGACUGACUAGGAACAGCCACAUGAGCUUUGCCUUUGAUGACACUAAAGUCAGAGAGAGGCUAAUACUGGAGUUUGAUCUGAGGACAAAAGAAGAGUCUGGUCUGGUUCUCUACAUGGCAAGAAUCAACCACGCUGACUUUGUUUCUAUACAGAUCAAGGAUGGACAGGUUUGUCUGGGUUAUGACCUUGGACAUGGAAACAUAUCUGGCUGUGUUCCCUUCUCCAUCAAUGAUGGUAACUGGCACAAGAUUCGUGUGAGUCGCGCCAAGCAGAGAGGUCUGCUUAUGGUUGAUGGGCGAUACAGUAAACAGAUGAUCAGUCCAAAGAAGGCUGACCUGUUAGACGUGGUGGGAACGCUGUAUGUUGGUGGGUUACCUCGAAACUAUACCAGCAAAAGAAUCGGACCGAUUCUCUACAGUAUUAAUGGAUGCAUUCGUAACUUUAAGAUGGUUGGAGGUCCUGUAAGCACGAAGGCUCCAGGUCGCUCUGAGGCUGUCAUUGAGGACUUUAAACUGAACAUGGCCACACCCACCUCCAGUCAUAUGGUUGGAAGGUGUUUUGUUGCUACUGAGGCAGGAACCUAUUUUGAUGGCACCGGUUACCUGAAAGCAGUCUCCUCCUAUAGGGUGGGCCUAGAUGUGUCAAUCGCAUUAGAGUUCCGAACCAGCAGGACCAAUGGCGUGCUUUUGGCCAUCAGUAACCAAGCAAAUGAUGGACUUGGUCUCGAGAUUGUCCAGGGCAAGUUGCUCUUCCAUGUUGAUAAUGGGGCCGGACGAAUCACAGCGGAGCACAUGCCAGAGGGAGACGGCUUCUGUGAUGGCCAGUGGCACUCCAUCACUGCCAACAAGCUCCGCCACAGGGUGGAGCUGGUGGUUGAUGGGAAGCAGAGCCAAGCGGAGAGUCCUAAUGCUCGCUCCAACACCUGCGAUACCAACGACCCCAUCUAUGUUGGAGGGUAUCCUGAUGGAGUUCGUCAGGCAGCUCUCUCCACCAACAGGUCCUUCCGAGGUUGCAUAAAGAACCUGAAGAUCACCAAGGCUUCUAAGACGAUGGAUGUGCAGUUCAACAAGGCUCUGGAGAUUAAAGGAGUCCAGCCUCUCUCCUGUCCUGCUGUAGCUGGCUAACUGGUACCAUAGAGCCUCUUCAUGGAGCUACACAGAUCUACAAUGUGUGGAGCUUACUGCAUUUAGGCAAGAUCUCAGUAUUGAAAGCUGCACUGGUCAGAUGUUCAUGUAAACAUAACCCUAAUCUAUCAUUUUGUUAUCAACACCUUUGAUUUUAAUGUGCCGAAAGGUUUGUAAGCAUUUUCAUGGAAGUCCAGUACCAAUACCAACUUAUGUUUCAGUCAGGGAAUAUGAGGCUGUGCAUUCAUAAAUCUUUUUGUACUCCUUAACUAGUGUACUUUUAACCUAAAGCAUGAACUGAAAGACCAUGUGGACUCAUCCCAUUUGUGCGAAUUCAUUUUUCUGGUCUUGUGGCCUCAGUUCGUCAAGAUGAGUGUCCAACCUAAGAGACAGAUUUUUGAAAAUUUUGACAACCUUUGUCUGGCCAAACGCAAUCUUCUCAGCAGCAUAGACACCACCUAUAGGAAGAAAAGUGAGAAUUUUGCAUCUACAUCUUGUUGCUUCUUUGGGGCUACCAACAUGCACAAUUACCUACUGAGAUUUUAAAAGAGCAAGACAAACAUUUUACUUAAAAACACACAAAAAAGCUUGUUACUGCAUAUUAUUAUGUACUGUCGCUAAAAGCCUUGAAAUUCACCUUUAUGCUUCUAGGGAGAGACUGACAGUACAGCAGGAGACCCUGACUUCAUGCAAAGUAUAAGACUCUGGUCAGUACAUUUAUAGUGAUUUAAAAGCAAGCUCUCACCGUGUCUCCUAGUUUAGGAAGAGGAAAGUGUUGCACUUUUACUCAGCUUUUUGAUCAAAGUCAAAACCAACAAAUACUUAAGGCACAUUGCUUUUCAAAAAAAUUAAAACCUUUAAUAAAUAGGCUUAACAUAUGUGUGUUUCAACUCAGUUUAUCCUGUAACUCUUAAGUUGUGGCUGCAUACAACACUACAGGGGGUAUUGCAAAUGCAAAAAAAAUGCCUCCUUGAAGUACACAGCUCUGAGGUUGUCAGUAUGAAAGAGACAGUAAAGAAUAGGUUCAAUAACAACAAAACAAAUGUGUUUCUUUAAUAAUUUUUUUGUGGUCAAUCUUGGUGUUUGACACAUUCUUUUGAAGUUAAGAAAGUUAUGUUUUAUGUUCUAAUCACUGCAUUGUCAGUUUAAUGAACAGAAUGAUUAAGCUUUUAAAACUCUACACAACAGUCAGCAACACCAUUAUAUAUUAUAUUAUGAAAUGAUUUCCUUUUCACACAGUUUCUGAAUUCACCAUUCCUUAUAUACCUGAACAGUUUAAGAUGUUGAAUAUGGUGUCUUUGUAAUCUUGGACCAGCAGAACAUAUCUGCAAGCAUCACCUUGUCUGUGUUAUCAUGCUUAUUUCAGGAUGCUAAAUAUGUUAUUUGGUUAUAUCAGAAAGUAUAAUGGUCACAAUGAAGGAUCCAUUUCUGAAAAUGUCGAAGGCCGGAAACUGUGCAAUUGUUGCAGGUUUCAUGCAUUAUGAAAAGGCAAACAUCGUUUCCACAUGACCUGGAUGACUUUAUCAGGCCUGUAAAAUAUGUCAAGAAGUUGUGUCCUGAUGAAGACUGAGCUGAAACACAUAGGCACUAAGCUCCCUCAUUAAAGGAUUUUUAGUGUUACCUUGGUAUUUUUUGGUUAUGACUCAGCUAAGUACAAGUCUAACUUCUUUCUCUUCCGUCCUUUGAUUUUUUUUUGAUACUUGCAUUUGUGAAGCAGCACUUCUCAGCCAUCUUGCUAGGCAUUUCAUGAUUUGUUGAGGUUUAAUAAAACGUUACCAUUUAGACCUCUGCUGUAGUUACAGGUGCUUACUGUGUUCCAGCUUAUUGUCUUUGGGAUAUGUGUGAUGUGUGAGCAUUAAAGUCUUUCCUUGGCCUUCUUGAAGAGGCAGUCCAGGGUCCUCUGAAGGUUUUGUGCUGGUGAAAUAUUUAUGUAAAUUUACCAGUAAAACAAAAACUUCUCUGGAAAACAAUGAAAAGUUACAGUUUAUACAUGUGUUUUUUUCUACAUUUGUCCUACAUAAACCUUGUUCCCUGAAAAUUAGUUGAGAAUAUCAGAAUCGGAAUCAUUUCUUUGUUGGGGUAUGCUCUUACUCUUAAAGGAGUAGUUGACAUAGAACAUUGUCUAGUCAUUCUAUUCUCACCUUCAUGUCAGUGACACCGUGUAAAAAGCUGGGAUUUUUAGUCUAAAGCUAUACUGACUAGCUACAUUGACCAAUAUCAUGUUGACAUGUUAAAUUUAAACUUUACCAGAUAUGAAGGUGACUAGAAAAUGAGAACUUUUUCUUUUUUUAAGUUUGGGGCUCUAUAUUCCUGUAACAUUCCAUAAACCAAGAGAUUAGAUUGAUACGAUGUGAACCUUUCACACAAGUUGCAGCUUGUAUCAUUUUCUAUAAUAUUGAGAAGGCAAACUGAAGGUACAAGGUUUCUGCAGGACACAAAGUUCAUGUUGUGCAUGGUUUUGCUGAAAAUACUUAAGUAUCUGUUUCUUCAAAUAUAUUCUUAGCAGCAUCACA